Messenger RNA from Lachancea fermentati, 4659 nucleotides. The record is from the annotation of a GenBank genome assembly. Lineage: Eukaryota; Fungi; Ascomycota; Saccharomycetes; Saccharomycetales; Saccharomycetaceae.
AUGCAAGCUAAUAGCACUUGCAGUUAUGGGCUCAGUCCGUACCCGGACUCUACAACCAAUGCGCUCAAUCCUUGCUUUGUUUCGCUUGUGUCAGCAAUCCAAGCUGCGCUUUUUGCAAUUAUCGGCGUAGUGCAGUUGGUUAUGUUGCGGCGUGAACGUCGUGUACCCUCAUCAUUCAGGUACUCAUCGUUUGUGAAAUCAUUGUCCACAAAGCAUAUGCUGCAUCUUUCCAAUGUGGUCUUACAAUCAUUUUUGCUGCUUUGCCUGCUGGCGGUGGCACCAAGCUACACUCCGUAUAUUACGCGAUGGAACUUGUUAGCUCACAUGCUAUAUGUGGCGUUAAUCUCUCUACCGACUGAGUAUCUCCAGUUCUAUAAGUCUACUGCGGCACUUGGAGGGCAACUCUUCUACUAUCUUGGCCAAGCCUUGCUUUUCGGUUUCGCAUUGGGACAAAGAAUUGCCCAUUAUCCUGAUGAAAGAUAUAACAUCGUGCCCGGAGAAUAUGGUGCUUUGUUGGAAGUUGGGCUCCUCUGUAAUACUGUGGCAAUUUUCUUUUACGACUUAUGCAGCUACAAACCGUCUCAGGAGCUUCUGGAUUAUUACGAAGACGAGAAGUUAUACCCUGAAUGUAACGUUUUCGCUAAUUUGACUUUCACAUGGAUGAACAAGCUUAUAACGCAGACCUAUCACGAUGGGAAAAUUGUGGACCCAAGAAAAAUGCCCCUUCCACCUAUUGAUCUUGACAUUCGUGAGAAAACUGCGAGGCUGGGGUCUAACUGGGAAACAGAAAAAUGGAAUGAACGCAAAUCUUUGGUUAAAGCUAUUCUACGCUCAUUUGGUAAAACCAUCUUCACUGCAAUCUUCCUGGAAACUAUAAAGGACAUUAUUACGGUUAUUCAGCCUCAGUUGUUGAAAUUCUUUAUCCAGCAUUUCAACCAAGAUGAAAUUCAAAAUUACCCCCCCUUGAAUGGAUUUUUCAUUGCCUUGGGUCUAUUUUCGAUGAGUAUUGUCAGAACUCUCUUGUCGAAUCAGUUUUUUAUUAUGAUUUUUGAAGCAGGUAUGAGCAUUAGAGGUGCGCUAAUGGCAAUGAUUUAUGAAAAAUCUCUAAAACUAUCCAGUGGUGCCCGUGAAGGGAAAACAGCUGGAGAUAUUCUCAACUUAAUGUCUGUUGAUGUGUUCAGAAUCCAAAGAUUCUUCGAGAAUUCGCAGGUAAUGAUAGGCUCACCAAUUCAGCUUGUGAUUGUUCUCAUUUCAUUGUAUAGUUUAUUGGGCUAUGCAACAAUUGGUGGUCUGGUAACUAUGGCUAUCAUGAUCCCCAUCAAUUCCUUCCUUUCGAGAAAAAUCAAAGGUUUGUACAAGACUCAAAUGAAAUAUAAAGAUGCAAGAAUCAAGACCAUCACGGAAAUUUUGAAUUCAGUUAAAAGCAUCAAGCUUUACGCGUGGGAAGAUGCCAUGUUAAAAAGAUUAGAUCAUGUCCGUAAUGAUUUGGAGCUAGCCAACUUCAAGAAAAUUGGAAUCGUUAACAAUUUCAUUAUCUUUGCCUGGAACUGUGUCCCAUUAAUGGUUACUUGUUCAACAUUUGCCAUUUUUGCGCUAACAAUGGAUGUACCUCUUUCGCCACAAAUCGUUUUUCCCGCUCUUGCUCUUUUCAACAUUUUGAAUGAUUGCAUUUAUUCUAUCCCAUCCAUGAUAACAAAUUUCAUUGAGACAGGUGUAUCAUUGAAUAGACUUAAGGACUUUCUGCUUGCAGAAGAAUUGGAUGAAUCUUUCAUUGAACACAUUCCUUCAUCAGAUGCGGAUAUUCCUGCCAUUGAAAUUACCAAUGCGACCUUUCUCUGGAAAAGGGUAAAGCCUGUAAAUGAGAAUCAAGCGUAUGAUGAAGAAGAGAGUAUCGAAACGACCCGCGUUGCUUUGAAAAAUAUUAAUCAUUUCGAAGCAAAGAAGGGACAAUUUGUGUGUAUAGUCGGAAGGGUGGGGUCUGGUAAGUCAACGUUCUUAAACGCACUAUUAGGUCAACUACCAUGCAUUAGCGGCUCGGUCCCUAAUGCUCCUCCAAGAAUGAGAGUUGCGGCUAGCUCUGUUGCCUAUUGUCCACAGCAAGCAUGGAUUAUGAACGCUUCAUUGAAAGACAAUAUUGUGUUUGGAUACCGAUUUGAUGAACAAUAUUAUAAGGCGACCCUGAAAGCUUGUCAACUUUUGCCUGAUUUGGAUAUUUUACCUGACGGUGACGAAACAUUAGUGGGCGAAAAAGGUAUAUCGUUGUCUGGUGGACAAAAGGCCAGGUUAUCUUUAGCCAGGGCAGUGUAUGCGAGAGCUGACAUUUAUUUACUGGAUGACAUCUUAAGUGCAGUUGAUGCUGAAGUGAGUAAAAAUAUUAUUGAUGAGGUUUUGGACAAAAAAACAGGUCUACUUAAAAAUAAAACCGUUAUUUUGACAACAAACUCUAUCCCUGUUCUUAGACAUUGUCAAAGUAUAUAUGCUUUAGAAAACGGGGAAAUUGUGGAGAGUGGUUCUUUCGAAGAUGUCAUGAAACGUGACUCUACUUCGACUUUGAAGAAGCUAGUUGAAGAGUUUGACUCUAACGAAAAGUCGAGCACAUCUGUUAGCGAUGAAGAAAUUGAAGCUACAGAACAAGAGGAAAAGACGGAACAAAACAUUCCAGACGUUGUAAAUACCCUUGGAACGGACUCGAGCGAUGAUAUUGCAGAAUCUGUUCGUUCGCUUGAAAUUAAUGGGGUCAAUUUAACCUCAUUGCAAUCAAGAAGGGCGUCUGUAGCGACGUUCAAGCCUCGUCCGAUUAUCGAUUUAAACGCUGACAAAAGGAAAACAGCACAAAAGGAAGAGAACAAAGAGGAAGGCAGAGUCAAGGCCUCUGUAUAUGUCGCAUAUGUCAAAGCUUGCGGUGUUGCUGGGGUCGUGCUAUUUUUCUUAUUUAUCAUUUUUGGAAGAGUAUUUGAUUUGGCAGAAAGCUUCUGGCUAAAGCACUGGGCUGAAUCCAAUGCAAGAGACGGUAAAAACAGCAAUGUAGCUUUCUUUGUGGGAAUAUAUGCUGCUAUCGCUGUUGGAUCAAGUAUGUUCAAUACACUAAGAGGUAUAAUUCUUUUGGUAUAUUGUUCUAUCAGAGGUUCUAAGAAAAUGCACGAUACAAUGGCUAGGGCAGUUCUAAGGAGUCCAAUGAGUUUCUUUGAAACAACACCGGUGGGAAGAAUCAUUAAUAGAUUUUCAAGUGAUAUUAAUUCAGUGGAUGAAGGUUUACAGUUCAUGUUCAAUUUCUUCUUCUAUUCUAUAUUGAAUUAUGCAGCCACUGUCAUCUUGAUUGGUUAUAACAUGCCUUGGUUUUUGGUGGUGAAUGGUUUAUUGAUUAUCUUGUACUUAUACUACCAAGUUUAUUACAUCACAUUAAGCAGAGAGUUGAAGCGUUUAAUGAGUAUAUCCAUUUCUCCAAUCAUGUCUUUAUUGAGUGAAACUCUCGCCGGACACACAGUUAUCAAUGCUUACAAACAUCUCGACAGAUUCGAUUACUUGAAUUUCGAGAAUGUUCAGUUCAACAUCGACUGUAUGUUCAAUUUCAGGUCUACUAAUAGAUGGCUAUCUGUUCGCUUAGAGUCUAUUGGUGCUUUUCUGGUGUUAACGACUGCGCUACUAUCUCUGGCGACACUCGGGACUUCUCAUCCUAUUAGUUCAGGUAUGAUAGGUCUUUUAAUGACUUACGCUUUGGAAGUUACUUCGUCGUUGAUGUGGAUAGUUCGGAUGUCCGUCCAAAUUGAGACUAACAUUGUUUCGGUUGAAAGAAUUGUGGAGUACUGUGAUUUACCUCCUGAGGCGCCUCCAGUUAUUCAAGAUCGUAGACCUGAAGAUAACUGGCCCUCUCAAGGUAUGAUCAAGUUUGACCACUACACAACGAAAUAUAGGGCCAAUUUAGAUCCAGUUCUCAAAGAUAUUAACGUCGAAAUCAAACCCCAAGAAAAGAUUGGUAUCGUUGGUAGAACUGGUGCAGGUAAGUCGACAUUGACACUUGCACUAUUCAGAAUUUUGGAACCAACCAGCGGGACGAUUAUAGUGGAUGGUGUCGAUAUAUCGAAAAUUGGUCUAGCAGAUUUACGAAGUAACUUGGCGAUUAUACCUCAAGACGCCCAGGCUUUUGAGGGAACGGUCAGGUCAAACCUAGACCCAUUCGAUCAACAUACUGAUGAGGAAAUUUGGAAUGCUCUCGAACUUUCUCAUCUCAAACCUCACAUUUUAAAGAUGGGAGGUGAAGAUGAUACGGAAGAUAAGCCCGAAAAUCUGCUGCUGUCAAAAAUCACCGAUAAUGGUAGCAACUUGUCAGUUGGACAAAGGCAGCUAUUAUGUUUAUCAAGGGCGUUAUUGAACCAAUCAAAGAUCUUGGUUCUCGACGAAGCAACUGCUGCUGUAGACUUUGAGACUGAUAGAUUCAUUCAAGAGACCAUUAGGGGUGCCCUCAGCGACCGGACAAUCUUAACUAUCGCACAUAGAAUUGACACUGUUAUGGAUAGCGACAAAAUUAUGGUGUUAGAUAAGGGUGAAGUAAAGGAGUUCGAUUCGCCAGCCAAUUUAUUGGCCAAUAAAGAGAGCAUUUUCUACAAUCUAUGUGAAAAAGGUGGUUAUUUGAACGAUCAAAAGAACACCCAAAAGAAUUGA